Messenger RNA from Maudiozyma saulgeensis, 1569 nucleotides. The record is from the annotation of a GenBank genome assembly. NCBI's taxonomy places the organism in Eukaryota, Fungi, Ascomycota, Saccharomycetes, Saccharomycetales, Saccharomycetaceae.
AUGUACCAUUUUAAUCCGACUAACCAGUCUUCUACAUCAGGUUCUCAACGUGCUGGGAAUGCAUUUUCUGCAUUUGGAAUAUCUCAAACUUCAGGCGCCGCAACUACUACUCAUGAUAGUGGUGAUGAAACACCUCACGAUCAAGGUCCUUUACCUAUUGCACUGUCGUUAACAGGUAAUAAUAGUAAUAGCGCAAGUUCUAAUAAUGUAGCUGGUGUUUUACAUAGUAGUGUGGCUGCAAUGACCACUUCAAAUAAUCAGAGUACUAAUAGUACGACAGCCGCAACUAAUCAUUUGUUAAAUGUGAAUAAUGCUCCACAUGGAACUGCAGCAACAGCGGCAGCAGCAGCGGCAGCUGCAUCUGCAUCAGUGGCGGCAACGGGUACUACCUCAUUUACGGGUACCGCUGCUGCUGCCGAUUUAGCAAUAGGGAAUAGCAAUAGUGAUUCUAGUGCUAAUUCUAAGAAUGUUCGUCAUUAUGUUUAUUCUGCAGAUCAACCAAAUGCAGAUUCUUUACUACAUUUGGAUUUACCAGAAAGUACAACCUUACCGCCGAAGUUAGAAUCAAAGGAAUUAAGAAAAUUGAAAGAUAAAAAUGGAUUAUUCAGUCUUAGAUUAACACCUUUUAUUGAUAAUGUUUCUACAACAAAUCAAGGCCUUUAUUUUGAUCCUAUUGUAAGAACUGCAGGACCAGGGUCACAACUAGUUAUUGGAAGAUAUACAGAACGAGUUCGUGAAGCAAUAUCAAAAUUACCUGAAAAUUAUCAUCCGGUAGUAUUCAAAUCAAAAGUUAUCUCAAGAACUCAUGGUUGUUUUAAAGUCGAUUCUCAAGGUAAUUGGUUCAUUAAAGAUGUUAAAUCGUCCUCAGGUACUUUUUUAAAUCAUCAACGUCUUUCACCUGCAUCUACAUUAUCAAAGGAUAUUCCAUUACACGAUGGUGAUGUAUUACAACUCGGAAUGGAUUUCAGAGGUGGAACAGAAGAAAUAUAUAGAUGUGUUAAAAUGAGGGUCGAACUUAAUAAAUCAUGGAAAAGAAAGGCUAAUGCAUUUAAUAAAGAAGCUUUAAAUAAGAUUAAAGAAUUACAAAAAUUAACAAACGGUGGAAUAGAUGAAGAAGACUGUUCCAUUUGUUUAAGUAAAAUUAAACCAUGCCAAGCAAUAUUCAUCUCACCUUGUUCACAUAGUUGGCAUUUUCAUUGUGUAAGAAGAUUAGUUAUGUCUUCUUAUCCUCAAUUUGUAUGUCCAAAUUGUAGAGCUGCUUGUGAUUUAGAGGCUACAAUUGAAUCUAGUGAUUCAGAAGAUGCUCUUUCCGAUUCAGAAGAAGAACAAAUACAAGAAAAUAUUAACAACAAUAGUAAUAGCAUACAUGAGAGUAAUAACGAUGGUAUUAAUAAUCCAAAACGUGCAGGCCAGUUAGAUCCAUCUUUUCGUUUGGCAAACAACAGUAUUCAUCAUGAUAAUAAUAACAAUAUUAUACAGAAUAGUCAAUUGGAUCUAAAUGUACUUGACAGUCUUGGGGUUCAGUUAGACGAUCCAAAGAACGAUGUCGAUAUGGAAAGCCGAGAAUAA